This is a messenger RNA of Morus notabilis, 1556 nucleotides long. RefSeq names its product purple acid phosphatase 17. NCBI's taxonomy places the organism in Eukaryota, Viridiplantae, Streptophyta, Magnoliopsida, Rosales, Moraceae. The transcript has 7 exons. The coding region runs from base 373 to 1371 and encodes 332 amino acids. The record is from RefSeq and is a predicted model, not a curated record. Gene Ontology annotation, molecular function: ferric iron binding; acid phosphatase activity; ferrous iron binding.
AAAGGAACAGAAGUUUACAAAAUCAUCAGUUUCACCUAAUCAAAACACUCGCGUCACCGAGUUCUCCAAGUUGGAUAUCACCAACACCAAUACCAUGUUUCCACAACGUGGAUUACGUAUUUUAUUAGUAACAGAAGAAACAUCCUUUUCAAAACUCCCCUUCUGGGCUGCGCAUGUAUAAAGAACCCCGUUGCUAUUCUUAUAGUACUCAGCCAAAAAAGAAAAAAAAAAUAACGUUUUUUUUAUAUUUCAUUUAUCCCGUACACUUUUCUUUUUCUUUACUUCUUAGUCAUAUUUGAUUAGCACUCAAUUCUCGUCUUUGGCCUCAUAGUUGUUCUUCGUUUUUCUUUCAAGCCACAAAAAGAAUAGGCGAUGGAAGUUCCUUACAAGAGAGUUAUGUCUCUUUACGCUCUCUUUCUUGUUUACUUUGGAAUGGUUGGAAUGCUUUUGUCUGCAGAGCUUCAAAAGUUCAAUCAAGCCGCCAAAGACGACGGAUCUCUGAGCUUUCUGGUCAUCGGGGAUUGGGGUCGAAGGGGCAGUUUCAACCAAUCCGAAGUCGCUUUUCAGAUGGGAAAGGUUGGCGAAAAACUGGACAUCGAUUUUGUAGUUUCGACUGGAGACAAUUUUUAUGACAAUGGAUUAACCAGUGAACAGGACCCAACUUUUGAGGAGUCAUUUUCCAAAAUCUACACUGCAAACAGCCUGCAAAAGCAGUGGUACAGUGUGCUGGGCAACCACGACUACAGGGGCGAUGCAGAGGCCCAACUGAGCCCAUUCCUGAGGAAAGUUGAUAGCAGAUGGCUCUGCUUGAGAUCUUUUGUGGUAAAUGCUGGCUUGGCAGAGAUUUUCUUUGUGGACACUACCCCUUUAGUCGACAUGUAUUUUUCGGACCCGGAGGGUCAUUCAUACGAUUGGAGGGGUAUUUCGCCGCGGAAAGCUUAUAUUUCGAGCCUAUUAAAGGAUGUAGAAUUAGCAUUGAGCGAAUCUUCCGCCACGUGGAAGAUUGUUGUUGGUCACCACGCUAUUCGAAGCGUGGGGCAUCACGGUGACACGAAGGAGCUGAUGGAGCAACUUCUCCCAAUCCUAAAGGCCAACAAUGUUGAUUUUUACAUGAAUGGACAUGACCAUUGCCUUGAACAUGUUAGCGACACAAGCAGCCCAAUACAAUUUCUAACCAGUGGAGCAGGGUCAAAGGCAUGGAGGGGAGACAUAAAAGGAUUAAACGGGCAUGGAGUCAACUUCUUCUAUGAUGGACAAGGCUUUAUGUCCGUACAAUUGACACCAUUGGAAGCGGAGAUUGCAUUCUACGACGUCCUUGGCAAGGUUUUGCACCGAUGGAACAAGUCCAAGCUACUUCACUCCUCGAUAUAAAACUUAUGUAAUCAGAACAAAUUUUUCUUUUAAGAUUUUUUUCAUUCAAGGGUUUAGCUCGGUUAGAAGUAUUGUUGGUCAUUGGAAUUUAAAUUUUUUUUCCCUUUAAUUGUUGGCUACUAUUUAUUCAGCUUCAAACAAUUGAUCGUAUGGAAGUGAAAGCUUGCAACAAAUGGAAAACCCGA